ACAUUACUACCCAUCAAUCAGCCUAUAUUGAUCUGUCAGUUUGAGUACUUCUGCUACGGAUUCAUCAUCAGCCGACUGGAGAGCUUUGAGAAAGGUCAAAAGCCAAUGAUGGAGAUGAAAUCUACUUCUUCCUGUCACAGCAAUACAACAGAUGUAUCUAAGUCUGUUGACCAGCAUGCUGAGCUGAGAAAGUCUCUCUACACAAUGUCUCUGAUUGUUUACUGCCUGGCCUUUGUUCUCGGUGUGCUUGGGAAUGGAGUGGUUAUCUGGGUGACCGGGUUCAAGAUGAAGAAAACAGUUAACACAGUUUGGUUCCUCAACCUUGCUGUGGCCGACUUCCUCUUCACAGCAUUCCUGCCCCUGAGUGUGACGUACCUGGCUUUGGAUUUCCACUGGCCUUUUGGCAAGUUCAUGUGCAAACUGAACAGCACAUUAACCUCCCUGAACAUCUUUGCAAGUGUCUACAUUCUGAUGGUGAUCAGUGUGGACAGAUGUGUUUCUGUGGUGUGGCCCGUCUGGGCCCAGAACCACCGAAGUGUACGCAAGGCGUCCUGUGUGAGUCUGGGUGUUUGGGUACUGGCUCUGAUUCUCAGCACUCCAUACUUUGUCUUCAGGGACACUGGGUCAUCACAUAACAAUGACGACAUCAUCAACUGCUUCAACAACUUCACCCUUUCUGGUGAUUGUGAAAACCUGUCUGUGCGUCAGCUGGGACAGUUUCGUCAUCAGGCCGUGACCAUCACCCGCUUCCUCCUGGGAUUUGUUGUCCCCUUCACUGUCAUUGUCUCCUGUUAUGCUGUUAUAAUCCAUCGUCUCAGAAGAAACCGCACCCUGGCCAGCCAGUCAAAUCGCGCCUUUAAGAUCAUCGCUGCUGUUAUCAUCGCUUUUUUCCUGUGCUGGGCUCCCUUUCACAUCAUGGCUCUAAUUGAGAUGGUGAAUGACAUCGCUACUAAUCGAAGUGAAACAUUAGACUAUGUCACCACUAUCGGGAUCCCUAUAACCACCAGCCUGGCCUUUCUCAACAGUUGCUUGAACCCACUGCUGUAUGUGUUCAUGGGACAAGAUUUCAAGGAUAACGUCCGCAAAUCCAUCCUGAAUGUAUUGGAGAAUGCCUUCCAGGAGGAGGUUUCUCGCUCUCACACGACAAAGUCAGUGGACAGCAAAGAGAAGUCAAGUCUUAAUACUGAGGUAUAAGGCUGCCCAUGACAUGAAGAAACAAAUAGUGUAACUGUACAUAGUAAAUCAUUUUGACACAAAUGUAUAUACCAAAUUACUUUUUUUGCUUUUGUUGUCUUUAUACAAUGACAACAAGGUGAGCUUUAAACAUUAUGCCAGAUUGAAUCAUUUCAACCAAAUGUAGUUUCUUUUAAGUGAGUUUUACUGUUUGGUUGGCUAACUGAUCAAAGAGUAUUGCCUUUUAACUACACCUACAGAAUUUUCAAUCUGAUGGUAAUAUUGUAUAAUAAGUUGCGAUGCCUUUUGUGGGCUAAACCUUUGUUGAACAAGGUAGUAGUGGAAUGUUUUUAAUCAUACAAAGCAAAUGGCUACAUGAGAUCUACGCAGUCCUGUUGUUGGCUGCUCUUUGACUCACAGCAGUGCAUUCACUCUGCACCAUUUUAGAGUUAAAGGCUAUUGUAAAAUGACAUUUCCUGGACAAAUAAGAACCCAGCAGUCAUUUAAAAAUAGGUAUUACAUCAGUUUCCAUCUGUCAGAUAAACAACAGAUUUUGAUUACCAUUCUCUUGCCUGUAUGUGACAGCAAGGAAAACACAAAGUCCCAGUUGUUUUUAGGCCAUACAAUGAUUGUUAUUGUAAUUUUUAUUGCUAUCAUAAUUUUCUAUUAUUAAAAUAACAGAUACAAGAUAUCCGCUUUUGUUGCUUUGUUACUUUCAAUAUGGUAGAUCGGAUAGGUGGUAAUAUUGUACAAUAAGUUGUAGAUCCAUUUGUGAUGCAUUUGUGGGAUAAAGCAUUUUGAAACGAUGGAAAGAUGAAAUGUUUUUUUGUUGAAAAGUGUAUUUAUAUAGCCCUCCUCCGAACCAGAGAAACAAAGUGCUAUCCAAGGGGAAAAAAGAAAGAAAUCAGAAAAAGUAAAACAUAACACACACAUAAAAUCCAACCAAGCAAACAAAUUUGCCCACAUUGAAUAACCUGUAGAGCAAGUGGCUACAUUUAUCUUCGGAGUGACAAUGGUACUUCUUCUCUAUGCUCUUUGACUCACAGCAGUGCAUUCAGUCUGUACCAUACUAGACCUGGUGGAUAUGUGAUAUGUGGGUGCCAUCUUUUUGACAAGAGAAAUCAGUCAUAAUUUCAAAAUAGGUAUUACAUUAGUUUAUGUGCACAAAACAAGCAACAAAAACAUUAGAUUUGUUUGACAAAGGGAACUGUGUGUUUUCCCUCUGUCACAUACUGUACACUCCAGAUGUUGAUAGUAUAUCUGUGCCUGUACGUUACAGCAAAGAAAACAAGCAACAAAACAAGUUGUUUAUAUGCCAUAAUUGUCGACUGUAUUGACAAUUAAAAGGCUGGCACAUCAACUAAUAACAUAGUAAUAGAUUUUGCCACAUUGUGCCUUACUUGCCAUAGAAUAUAGUAGGCUGUAAACUAAUGUAUAGAAGAGAUUUAACUGAAUGUAGAAUAUACAGUGUGAAAUAGUGUCGCUGAGCCGCUGUACUAACAGGCUUAUAGCAAGUUAGUUUCCCAACCCAGCCGCUGAUCACGUUAUGUGUGCACUUGACAAAAUUUGGCACAUGACAAGGACCACACAGGCCAUCUUUGGGUACAUACAAAGUGAAAAUUAUGUGUCAAGUGCUAGGUUUAGUAUAGCUCAUUUUGUCUGUAUAGUAAUGUUUAUUAAAUAAAUCACCCUGAAAUGUUUAUUUCUCAUGCCGCCUGCCAUGUGACUUUUGACUGCUACAUGUCCACUGCAUGCUUUGAUAAACAACUUGUUUACAUUUGUUAGUCAGCACAGGGAAAGGCUAAUGUAAGCCUAAUAAAUAAAUAUUAUAGUAACUUUGACAUUAUUAUGCUUGCAGUAGCAGCUGCAUUGCAUACUUAGUUUAGUUGGACCUUUCAUCAUUGUUAGUUGUUUGUUUUGUUUUUUUAAAAUGAUUUUUUUUUGUCAUUUUAUGCUUUUAUUUGAAAGUGAUAAUGGAGAGAGACAGGAAGUGUGGGAAAAGAGAGUAGGGGAAUGAAAACAAUGUCAAUGGUGAUUUGAUUGUUUUUUGUUGUUGUUUUUCAGCCCUAGUGGCCAACUCUACUAAGGGUUUAUAAAUGCCGAUAAUGAUGAUAACUGUUAUUGUGAUUCUUCUUGUUACCAUUAUUAAAAUAUUAUUCGGACUUGAUUGUUUUUCCACUCAGAAUGUACAUCUCAUAAUCACCACAUAACUUCACAAAACACUGAGCAGUCUCUCUUUCUCUAGUAUUUAUACAGAAAGAGAGAUAUGUGUAGGUAUCUAUCACAUGCACAACUAAUCUGAUGUAACACCUGCUAGUUAUUUAUCAUGAUUAACAAGAAGCCAAUUACAGGAUGAACUUUUUAUAGUUACUCUUUAUUGUUAUUAUUAUAGACUUGGCCAGUAGAGAGAGCUGUUUGACAUAUCAGGUGCUUCUCAGAACAAGGAGUUUAAUGUCAUUUAAUCAUCUUUGUAAUGUGCUUUAUGAGGAUCCUGAGGAAGGCCACGAGGGUCCGACAAUAAAGUUGUGCUUUACACCACAAGUGUUGCUGGACGUUUGACCUCCUCACAGUUUUUCCCUUCUCCAUGCACCUUGGAAGUAGGUGAAGUUGUGCCAGAAAUCCCUACUCGCUUCUCUGAUCGAGGACAGCAGACUUCAAAGAGAAAACACACUGGAGCACACUGACUGAUUUGCAGCCUUUAAUAGUGCAAACAGUGCUACAAAUCUGUUUGCACUAUUAAUGGCUGCAAAUCAUUUGGUAGCUUUUACAUCAUGUACCAUUAAUAUUAAUAUGUAUUAAUAUUGUUUAAUUUGUUCAUUUCAUUAGUGAAAUAGUUUGGAAAUUAAUUUAAAUUUAUGAUAACUUUAAAUGAAAUUUUAAUUGUACACUCUUUAUACGUGAAGAAAAAACACUCUGUAUCCUUUCACAACAUCAUUUUAAUGGUCUGUGCAAAGAAUUUUGUAAUGCUCUGUCAUUAUCAGUUUUAAGUUGUUGUUUGAUCUUAAAAUAAAGACAUUUGUGGACCAAUA
Molecule: messenger RNA, 4202 nt
Organism: Siniperca chuatsi (mandarin fish)
Lineage: Eukaryota; Metazoa; Chordata; Actinopteri; Centrarchiformes; Sinipercidae
Product: chemokine-like receptor 1
Biological process (GO): inflammatory response; positive regulation of cytosolic calcium ion concentration; complement receptor mediated signaling pathway
Cellular component (GO): plasma membrane
Molecular function (GO): G protein-coupled receptor activity; complement receptor activity
Source: RefSeq, a predicted model, not a curated record